GACUUAUCUCAAACGCGAGUUCCAAGAAAUUAAUUACACAUGCCCGAACUGAUCCGCUUGAAUACUGAUCUCCUAGCUGGAUUUUACUGCGCCAAACUCCGACACCGUAGCUGGCGUUAGCGUACAUGCGGACACGUCCAACUAUCCCAUGGAAUUCAGGAUAUUUGGCAUUCUUCGCAACCGGAGCCCUCAAGGCGGAAGGCGCAUGUAAAAGAUUGGUCAAAAGGCACAACACGAAGUUAACGAAAUGGCAGUGCGUUUCGUCAUGACAACUCAGUUACUUGUCGCAGUCGCUAACUUUUUCAAGUUGUAUGAUUAUGUGUUUUCUUCGCCAUCUGUACCGCUGUCGCCGACUGGCAACCAUAGUGUGGAUAUUUCCGAUGCAUAUGUGCAAUGGUCUCAGUGGCAGCGCAGUCAAGUCAUGGGCAAAAUACGAAAAAACUCGAGAACUCGCAACACAAGUCGCUCACCGUCCAUCUUGACUACGCCCCUACCUAUCGUUGGCCUCUUAGAAACGAUGGGUACACCCGACUUUGGAUCAGAAAGCGAGUAUAUGUUACAUGUCGUGCCACAGAAAGGGCCAGAGCAUCAAGACAAAAAACCCACGUUUGCACGCAACGUGGUGCGUCUCCAGGAGAAGGAAACACUUCAUUACUCUGAUGACGAACCUGGAAACAUUGCAACAAAUUCAACGAGUACACCGUAUUCCACUGCGGGCGCAGUUAUAUUGGCAAUUCUCACUGCAUUGGUCAGCUUUAUCACCAUCGCCGGAAACGUGCUAGUGUUGCUGUCAUUUUUUGUGGAACGUGCUCUUAGGACAGCCACCAAUUUCUUCAUCGCUUCUUUGGCAGUGACAGAUGUACUGAUAGGUAUAUUUUCCAUGAACUUCUACACCCUCUACUUGCUACUUGGUCGUUGGCCACUCGGCAGACUCUCCUGUGAUUUGUGGUUGAGUUUGGAUUACACUGCUUGUUUGACUUCACAAUACACAGUUCUCAUUAUCACUGCAGACAGAUUUUUCUCCGUUCGUCUUCCUGCAAAGUAUCGCAACUGGAGAACAGAUCGCAAGGUUAUCAUAAUGGUCGCAGUCACGUGGAUUGUGCCCUCAUCUGUAUUUUUUCCCACUAUUAUGGCAUGGCCAUACUUCAAUACCAACAUGAAGCCACGAGCUCAGGAUCAGUGUUAUGCCGAAUUUGCCAAUGAUCCCGUGUUCAAUACGAUUUUCACUGUCUGCUACUUCUGGGUUACUCUGUGCGUAAUGAUUGGUUUAUAUGUCGGGAUAUACCAGGUGGCUGACAAGUUACAGAAACGAAGUGAUGAGAAGCGAAAUAGAGUUAGCGGUCUUUUCGCGAACCCUGUUAGAUCGGUAACACCAGGCACAACAAAAACUAGCUCUGGUGCAUCAGCAGGCAACUACGUGAGUUACUCAUCAGCAAGACAGAAUGUGCCACAUAGUAGUAGCAGUCUGGUGGGUGCAAACGAUUCCUCUGGCUUCGAUUCGGAGGAAGAAACUCGGAAGCAACCGACUAGAUUGAAUAAGGGACUAAAAUCACUUACGAAACAAGUAAGCACAACGACGACUGUUUUGACCACAUCGCCGAACGCUCAACUAACAACUUCCGUGCGAAAGCUACAUAACGGUGAUGGAAAGAAAGUGUCUUCGGAUUUUGUUGAUUCUCAUAAGAUCACAGCACAGCCGAAAGCCGAAAUAAAGGCAAACACUGAUGAGUACCCUGCCACUGUGCCUGAACCUGCGCCACAGCUAGUGUCAGCUGCCUAUAUGAAGACAUCUGUGACAAGGACUAACCAGACGGAAUCCGAGUGUCCACUGCAUGGAAAGUAUCCUGGUUCUACAAUUGCCAAUAACCCCAAUGAGAAUAAUGGUUACACCCCCUCCUCUGUGGUAAUGGACGAAGCAGAUAGAUUACACAUAAGUUCACCUGUAUUGACAGACGACGACAGCGGAUUGGAAGUGACUGAUGGUCCACAAUCCCAUUUACGGCGCAUUUAUUUCCCCCCAUCUCCACCAUUGUGUAUAUGUGCCGAUCUAGAGGAAGAGCAAGCAGCAGAGUCGGCGCCGUAUCUAAGUAGUGUUGUUGACAGUUCCAGUGCGAAAGAUCAAGAAGGACAUCCAGAUAAUUCUUGUGAGCAUGUAAACAAUCAAACGGAAACUGCCAUUUGGGUAGGAACCAGUCACGAAACGUUAUCCAAUCCCGAGACAACUGCAUCACGAAUACCCCCUGUAAAGCCGUCAGUUGAUCCGGGCUAUCACGAUAGAGUGAUGGAGGCCUAUCGGAGGCGCAUGGCUGCCAACAAUCUCGUUACCUCUGCUGAAAGUCAGGAUUCAGAUUAUGUGACCUCAAGUAACUUGUCCAACCAGCCGCUGACGAGUAUGUGUAAAACUUUACACUCCCCGCAAAGAAACACUAGUAUACGAAAAGGAUCGACAGGAAAUACGAUUAACGAACCUGUCCCCAACCAUAAGUCGAAAAGGGAAGUUAGGUGUUCUACCUCGUGUAACGGAAAAAUGUGUGCACACGAGUCUUCAUCACUUAACUGUUUGGUCGUCAACCAGACGGGCAAAGUGAGCGAUCAGUCACCUAUUUGGAAACCCCAGCUGUAUUCGGAAAUAGACACUUUUAGUACCACUUGCUCGUUGCAUGGUUUAGUUUGCUAUGAUCAGCCGGUGAUAUCGGGAUGCUAUGAAACUAAGAAUGAAUGUGUUUAUUGUUCCCGUCAGCCGGACUCCGAUACCAUACAUUCAAGCUCUAGUUAUGCUGAUUACGUUGGUCCAAACUUGGUCGAACGAAGAUGUUGUGGAUGUUCCAUUGGACUAAGUGAAGCAAGUCAAAAGCCGGUAGCAAAGAAGAAAAUACUCAACCCUUCCAUCUUCCUGUUGAAGAUCCGGAACUUUCAUCGUAUUUCUCUAAGUACACUGAAGAAAACGUUGCUACUUCGUAAGACGAAAGUACCAAUUGAACGUGGAAGACGAGAGAAUAGAGCCAGAAAAGCGCUACGUACCAUCACUUUCAUUUUGGGUGCUUUCGUACUCUGCUGGACCCCAUACCAUGUUGUAAUCAUAAUAAAAGGAAUAUGUGACGAUGUCUUUCGCAAGCGUACCUGUGUCAACGAAAUAUUUUACAGUGUCACCUACUGGCUUUGUUACAUGAAUUCCCCGAUAAAUCCCUUUUGUUAUGCACUAGCCAACGCUCAGUUCAAAAAAACCUUCCUUCGAAUAUUUCAUGGCGAUUUGCGGAGAACGUAAAUGUAACGAAAUUGCGCACUGACUAUGUUUCUUUGCCUGUACUCCUCUCUUGAUCCAUCCUGUCCAUACGGUUUUCACAUUUGAAGGAAAUUAACUGAAAAACAAGUUGUCAUUAUAUCUAAAACCCGAUAAAACAGUCACAUCUUUC
Messenger RNA from Dicrocoelium dendriticum, 3413 nucleotides. The record is from the annotation of a GenBank genome assembly. NCBI's taxonomy places the organism in Eukaryota, Metazoa, Platyhelminthes, Trematoda, Plagiorchiida, Dicrocoeliidae.